GUUUACAAACAUCCGGCUCACCCACGUGGUACGCGGUGACCUUGGCGACACGGGACCCCACGCUGCCAUGGCAACCAAACAGGAACAACACAAAAUUUUCACCGGUUUACUAGAUUGAGGUUGGCCAAAUGAUUGUAAAGUGUUUAAAUUUGCAUUAAAAUAGUGUCGAAAUGACAAAUAGAUUCAAAUUUAUUCACGAUACGGCAGUUGAAUUUUUCAACGCGUCCAACGCAGAAAACUCAGAAAUAAUUACCGACUUUCUGGAAAAUGACGACGUUACGAUUCUGGCCGCCGUGUCGUUGGAUGGCGAAGUCCUUUUCCAAAAUGCGGUCCCCGUGGAAGAGCAGUACUGCCUGCUGUUCUACAAGAUCCCCAACUUGGACUACCACAGUCCGGCGACGGCACCCAAGAUCGGCAUGCUAACCCUAGAGGGAGGCCUCGCCAAGUCCAUCUACAACUCGUUGCAGCGAGUUUUCUCUCCGUACAUAUUGAAAAAAUCCGAAUACUCGUCCGAAGUGAAGAACAUCCUGCAGAACCUACAUUCCAACCUGGGACUGUCGUUGGGACUGACCGAAUCCGGCAUUCUCUCGAUUCAGGAUGAAAUUGGGUUUUGGGUGCAAAAGACACGAACGCUGCCCACCAAAGCGGAUCGCGAAGCAGCGCGAUCAUUCGCUGAGAUACUGGAGAAGGUCAAUAGUAGCAUGAAGGACUCAACCGAGGGUAACUUGACCCAGCUAGACGACUUCAUAGACGUUUGUCAGUCCCAUCUGGAUGAGAUCUGGAGACUACCAAACCACUACCCGCAGAAUCGAAUGUGCAGCAUUUUCGAUCUUAUCUCCACCCACGUCGUCACUACGUGUACCGAAAACCUAAACGAACUGGACAUCUGGGAUACCGGAUCGAUUUUGCUGGAUGCAGCCAUCAACCAUGUCAAGGAAACGCUGGAAGCGUGGUAUCAAACCUUCGACAGUCUGACGCGCCUGUUCUGGCCCAACUACGAACAACACGCGUGGAUCGGAGACCCGUACAAGUCCAAACAGCUGGACAAGUUUCGCACGCGCUACACCGAGAUCCUGGAGAUCAAAAACUCCAAAGACUUGCUGUAUGCGCUGUUCUUCGACAGUGACGAAUACUUUAUCAACAUCAGUGACAUUGCCGAACCGUUCAAGGAAAUCAACAUCUACGACCUCACUCCGCUGGGCAACAAACGCUGGGAGGUCGCCAAGUCACGUAUGGAGGCAUCCCUCGCCAAGAUCGACGAGAAGAUUGUGGCCCUGUUGAAGCAACAGAUUCACGAAAGCGUCGGUAACCCACGCCAGGCAAUCCAUGUGUUCGAUCGCUACAAAGACAUCUUCAACCGACCGUACGUUCUGAAAACGCUAACGGUUGAGCGGGAGCAGCUCUUUCAGAGCAUUCCCACGAUCAUCCGUGAGCUCCGGGAGCUGCUGACCAAUGCGAACUACACCGAAGACGAUGUGACACCGAUAGUGUCGGAAACCCGUUGGUAUCGUGUUGUGGAGAAGCAAAUCGGACAGCUGGAAGCCGUUGCCUCGAAAAUUCUCCACGAUCGAGAUGGUUUCGAGAGAGCCCUCGGAAAGAUAACAGCGUUCCACGAAGAAAUUCAAGCAAUGAUCCAUGCCAACUUUGAAAGUUGGACCGAAAACUCGAAAAGCGCAAUCCGGGAUGGAGAGCUGAGUCUUCGGGAAAACCAACCGGUGGUGAUCUUCGACAAAGCUGAACGACAGCUGAUGAAGGUCACCUUUGGGCCGAAGAUCGUAACGUUCUGCGAUGAAGCACGCCACUUGCAGAACCUCGGUCUGAAACUGGAUCCAGAGAUUCAGAAGAGCAUAACACAUUCAACAAAGUUCAUUUCAUACGCGCGAAGGCUACAGCAGAUUGCGUUGUUUCACAACACAAUCGGCGAUCGGAUGAUCCCAUGUCAACGACCAAUCAUGCUGAAGAACGCCAUGGAGUUCGCAAACCUUGUCAAGAGUGAAUCCGUAUCUUGGAACGAUGAAGACUCCGUUGAGCGGUACAUAACCAGUCUGCAGGACGCCAUCAAGCGGCUAUCCAAGGACAACAAUGCGCUGACGGGUUAUCACGAGCAGGCAAAGAAGUCUGUACUGAAACUGAUGGACACCGAUCUGAUACGACAGAGCAACGUGUGGAAGGAGGAAAUGCGAACUCUCCGUGAGAUCAUCUUUAACCUCGAAAAGCAAGGCUACACCAACCUGAACCCUUUCAAAUUACACUGGGAUCACCAGCUGUACAAGGUGCUCGAGUACCAAUACGUCGCCGGAUUGCUGGAUGUCCACCAGAAACUCCCGGACAUCCACGUAGAUUUGGUGUUUCGCCAGCAGCAAAUUCAGUUCCGUCCAACCCUAGAGGAAGUCAAGUCCAAAUACUACUCACAACUUCGUCGAUUCAUCGAGAAACCGUUGGGUUUCAAAGGCCUGUCGGAGCAGAGCUCGGCCAUCUUCAAGGUGAUGAUCGAACGUAACGCUCAACACUUUUCCGUACUCUACGAAAGGGCCGAGAUAGUGUUCCGUGAGUUGAUCGAGUUUCGAGACAGCUGGACACCGUUCAUUGCCCUCGGUAUGACCGACAUGGAACAGCUGUGUACGGUACACUGCACUACCUGGCAGCACUGGGAUAACAACUUCCGGGCUUGCAAAAAGUUCAGCCAACAGAUCGCACGGAUUCAACAGUCUGAGAAGGAGAUCGACUGCCUGAUCGUCAAUUACGCUCCACUGUGCUCGGACGUCGAUGCCAUCAGCAGACGCUACUGGGAAGCGCUGUCUAACAGUCUGCGAACGUCCAUUUUGGACAGCAUUUCCGUACUGCAAGAAUAUUUGGCGUACUCGUUCCAAGUGCUGCAGAACAUCCCCCAGGACGAAUGGGGCAUCUCGGAGUCCAGUGCAAAGUACGAAAAAAUCGUGUGCGAUCUGCCCAAGAUGACCGAACUGAUGAAGUCACUGCAGGGAAAGGACAGCUGCCUGGCUGGAUGGUGCAAGGAACGUGUUUCAGCUCUUGGAGGUAUUCUGAUUCAGUGGAACCAACUGCAUCCGUUGAUCGAGAACCACCAGACGCUGCUGCAGGGUCGACUGGAUAUUAUUAAGGAAAAUAUUCUAAGGCAGAUCAACGAGCUUAACAAUGAAGCUGAAAAGUUUUCGAUCAGAUGGGAGUCAACUAUACGUGAUCUCGAGACCAAUGACAACGCGGACAUGACGUUGUUCCGGGAGCGCCAAGGUCAGUGGCAGACCAUCAUAAGUCAACGAGAAACCCUACGGAAGCAAACCGAAAAGUUCAACAUCAAAGUCCCCGAAAAUUACGACGAGAUAUUCACUAAACUUGAAGCGGAGAUCCGCGAUCAAGGCAAAAAUUGGGAAAUCUUCAACGAAUUUACCAACGACUACGACACCGUUGCCAACGAAGAGUGGACCAUCUACCGGCGUAGACCACACAUUUUAACCGACUUUCUAGCACGGUGGGAGAAAUCCCCAAAUCAGCCGCCAAGUGUCGCUAGCACUCGUAUCGUGUCCACGAUGGAACGCUAUCGAGCGUGCAUUCCAAUACUUAGCUCUCUUCAGUCGGAAGCCCUAAUCGAAAAGCACUGGGCCAAGAUCUGCCAACUAUUGAAAAUUGACUCCAAAUCCCAGCAUGAUCUGUGCUUGGGAGACGUUCUCGCCGUAUCGGAAAAUCUCCAACUUCAAGCGGCAGAAAUCCAAUCGAUCGUACGGCAAGCAGCAUCCGAGCACGUCAUUAGGCAAGCGAUCGUAGAGCUGGAACAGUGGAGUGCAACCGCAAUGCUUAAGCUCAUCGAACAUACCGAUUCGAAAGGUUCGGCAGUGGCGCUGAUCAAGGACUACACGGAAACUUUGAACAAGAUUGGCGACAACCAGUUUCUGUUGCAGUCGGCGAAGAAUUCCGCCUCGUUCGAGUCUUUCUCAGAUCAAGCAAACGUCUGGGAGGAAAAGUUGAACAACCUUGAGUACAUCAUAACCCAUUUGAAUCAGAUUCAGAAGAAGUGGAUCUACUUGCAGCCGAUAUUCGGUGCUGGAACGUUGAAAAAAGAGGAAGCCGUGUUCAAAAGCAUCGACAAGAACUUCCGCUACAUUAUGAAGGAAAUAGCAGAUGAUCCGAGGGUGGUGUCCGUGAACCGAAUCAACAACGUCCUAUCGAUCAUAGAAACACUACAGAGCCAAAUAUCUCGAUGUCAGAACGCACUGAGUUCAUACAUCACUACAAAGCGAAACGUAUUCUCCAGGUUUUACUUCUUAUCGGACGAUGAUCUGCUGGAAAUAUUGGGUCAGUCUUCGAAGGAAGCGAUCAUCCAGAAGCACAUACGGAAGCUGUUUCCUGGAAUAUUCAAGCUGACAAUACAAGACUCCCGGAUUGUUACGUUUUGGAGUGAGGAAGGUGACGAAGUAUCACUAACGAAUCCCAUAUCAAUCACACCACCGAUUGAAGAAUGGUUGAAUACAUUAGUCGCAGAGAUCAAAAUGACCUUGAAAGCCCUGAUCAAAAAGUGUCUAGAGUCCGAUGCGUUCGAUGAUCGCGUAAUCCGAGAUUUUCCUAUGCAGAUUAUCUGUUUGGUCAACUCAAUCCAUUUUACACGUCGCACGGAGAAAGCAAUCUCCGGAAUGCAACUAGCGGAUCUCAAGAGACACAUCCAGAGCGAGAUAAAUAGGUUUUCGACGCUGCUUCACAACAGUACCGACACGCUGACUCAGAUAAAACUACGAUCUCUGCUAAUAGAUUUGGUGUACCAAUCUACCACCGUGGACUACCUCAGUAACCACAACGUAACAAAUCUCCAAGACUGGUACUGGCUUCAGCAACUCAAGUUCUACAUCGAUCGCAAUGGGACCGUAAUAGUCAAGAUGGUCUACGCUGAGUUCGAAUACUCCUACGAAUUCCUCGGCAACUACAACAAACUGGUGUACACUUCACUGGCACACAACUGCUAUCUGAUCCUUACCCAAGCGAUGCAGCUCGGGUUGGGAGGUAAUCCGUUUGGGCCUGCUGGAACCGGUAAAACCGAGUGCGUCAAAUCUCUCGGAGCUAUGCUAGGCCGUCUGGUGUUGGUUUUCAACUGUGAUGAAAAAAUUGAUACCGCCGCAAUGGCGUUGAUCCUCUCCGGACUAGCACGUUCCGGCGCCUGGGGUUGUUUUGACGAGUUCAAUAGGCUUCAGGAAGCUACGCUCUCCGCAAUAUCCAUGCUGAUACAACCGCUGCAGGUUGCACUUAAAGACAAACAGCAAGAGGUCCAGUUGAACAACGCAACUAUACCGCUCAACAGCCAUUGCUGUGUAUUCGUUACGCUUAACCCCGCCGGAGAAGAGUACGGAGGUCGUCAACAACUUCCACUGAACCUGCAAGCACUGUUCCGUCCAAUAGCGAUGCAAGCCCCACGACCGCAACAAAUCGCUCGCGUUACCCUAUUUGUGGAAGGGUUUAAGCAUGCCGAUCAAAUCGGUGCGCAGAUCGUAGAGUUGUUUGAACUUGCCAACAAGAUGCUGUCCAAGCAGCGCCACUACGACUGGGGUUUGAGAGAGCUGAAAGCGAUCCUAUCUGCAUGCGGAUCGGCGCUAAAAGGAUCUCAGGACGAGUUGAGUUAUGAUCAGGAAGCCGGGCUAGCGGUGAACGUAAUCCGAUCCAACACCAUGUCUCGACUAACGCUAGCUGACUGUAGACGGUUCGAUAUUCUUCUUGGCAGCGUGUUCCCGAAAGUAGCGAUCGCAAGCGCUCACAAUGAAGAGUUGCGAUCAAAGGUGGUAGACGCUUUUUCAGUGCUAGGAUUUCAACAAAACAACAGACAGGUGGACAAGUGCUUGGAACUUGCCGCACAGCUGCAGAAGCGAAUGGGAGUUGUGGUCAUUGGACCACCAAGAUCUGGCAAAUCAACUAUAAUAGCAGUGCUGAAAGAGGCUCUUCUCACCCAAGGUAACACAAUCCGAGCGCACAUCAUCUCGCCGAAAUCCAUGAACCGCGUACAACUGCUGGGCAACCUCGAUCCGGACACCCGGCAGUGGACAGAUGGAGUACUGACGUCUACCGCAGUUGCAGUCAACGCAGAACCUAAAACGGUCACCUCGUGGAUAAUCUGCGACGGUGAUGUUGACCCGGAGUGGAUAGAGGCUCUGAAUUCGGUACUGGACGACAACCGACUGCUUACGUUGCCAUCCGGUUGGAGAAUUCAGUUCGGUAGCAACGUCAACUUUAUCUUUGAGACGCACGAUCUGUCGACGGCCUCACCAGCCACCAUUUCCCGCAUGGGAAUCAUAAACCUAAACGAAGAAGAUCUCCCCUAUCAGCUGAUCGUAAACGCAUGGCUGGCAAAGCAAGCCAACGCCGAUAUCCUGAAGUCUUACCUGGAGCAGCACUUCUUCAAAGCGAUUGACUGGAUCGAGGAACGUAAAUUUCGACCUGCUGGAUAUUCUCUUGUGAGUCUAGCUGAAUCUGCCUUACUUGCGAUCGAUGGUGUCAAAUGCAACGAGCAGUUCUGCACAGAUCUGCUGUGUGGACUCAACGGAGUUCUCAACAGUGAUGCAAAGAACAAACUCUCAAACCAGGUCUAUUCUUGGGCAGACAUCACCGUAACGGAUAGUUCAGUCGCAGAGUACCACUAUUUCAACAGCUUUCGAGACAUGAUCGAGCUGUACAGUACCGAUGAGAUCGCUGGGUCGUUCAUCAACGAAAACGUCUACACGAACGUACUGGUUAAGACUCCGCUAAUGAAGCUGAACGGAGAACUCUUGAAACAUAUAAUUGGAUCCAAGAAUCGCCAGGUAGCACUCCUUGCUGGUCCUAGCGGUAACGGUAAGAGCUUACUGCUGCAGACGAUCGUCGCCGAAUUCAACGGAUACCAGCUGGUGACCAUAAAUUGCAGUGCCCAGCUCAAGACAUCCAGCAUCCUCAAUACCCUGAAGCAAAACUCGCUGGUAUUGACAACGGUGAAGGGAAAAGAGUACCGACCCAAAUUUUCCCGGAUUGUACUUUACUUCAAAAACAUCGACCUGUGCUCGAUCGAUUCCUGGGGAACCUGCGAGGUCGUCGAACUACUACUACAGAUCAUCAACCGCAGCGGCUUCUACUCGGACACGCUCGAGUGGAUCAGCGUUUCCGGAAUUCAGAUCUGUGCAUCCCUCUCGGACCUAAGCAAGGUACAGAUAUCUCCCAGGUUCCUGUCCAUAAGUCACCUGGUGCGGAUCGGGUACCCGAACCAAACAGACAUGGAAAGUAUCGUCAAGAGCAUGAUACUACCAAUCUACAACCAGCUUGGAAAGACCCCUAUCAAACUAAAACUGAACGAUCUCGUACGGGCGAUCAUGAACAUCUACUUCGAAAUUCAGUCUCGGUUCAACCGCAGUGAAGUUCUGCACUAUCGAUUCACACCGAAAAUGAUCGAACGAUGGAUCAGUGGAAUUCUGCACUACCCUGAAGAGAAUUUUAGUCAAGCUCUGCGGUACGAGUGCAACCGGAUAUUCCGGGAUCGACUGGUGACCGAUGAUGAUCGGCAGGCGUUCGAUGAAAUUGUUAGGGACAACUUCCGAAUGCUGCUGGAGUCCGAUUCGAGUGCCGUGUUUGUUGCGAAGGAAGGUCAAAAGAAUUCCGAACUGCAACUGGUAGAUCGAGAGUACCUGAAGCAGAUGGUCAAUCAGACGAUCGAGAUGUGUAAUUCCGAAGUAAUCGUCGUAGACGUUCCCAUGUCGGAUACCUUCCUAAACCUCAUCGCUUCAACCGUUCGUGCUCUUUCCCGUCCUCAAACAAACCUAGUAAUCUGCGGAAAGAUCGGUUCCUUCCGCUUGGAAGUCAUCUACGUGGCCUGUUCCAUGCUGAACAUCAAGGUUGCUUUUCCGCAAACCUCCCGGAACUAUUCGCUGAUCGAUUUUAACAACGAUCUGAAAAUCGUCAUGCAAAACUGCGCCUUGGAAAACGAACCGGUCGUGUUUUAUAUUGACCACUCCGUUAUCGAAUAUCUUGGCGACAUUAUGAAAACUUGUGAAGCUAUCUUGGAAGGCGCCGAACUGACCGACUUCUUCGGUGACGACCUGGAGAAUUUGGCGAACCCGUUGAAGGCUCAAGCCGCUCUGGAAUCAUUCCAAAUGCCGCUGGCUACCUAUUUUCUGCAACGCUUGAGGAAUAACUUCCACUUGGUGAUACUGCUAGAACAUUCUUCGCCGAAAAUUCGAGAACUCUUUGAGAACUACUCGGCGCUGUACCACAAAUCGGAGAUGCUUUGGAUACUGGAAGAUAAAAUUACACCUUGUGCAAGUCUGACGAGAUACCUUGCGGACAUUGGCAAAGACCCGGUAGUACCACAGCCAACAUUCUUCAACGAUCUUCUUGAUGGCAACAUCAGCGAGUGGACCUACUCACCGAAGAGAAGAACGCUGCUGGUCCGCUCGUACCGUCAUAUCUACACCAACAACAAAUCCGACAAGCAACUCUACAAAGACAAGAUUCAGAUCGGCGUCGACAAGCUGUCGGAAACUCACAAAGUGGUCGAGAAGCUCAAGUUGGAAGCCGAAGAGAAGCAGAAAGCACUCGCGGAGAAGCGGAAGCUCGCCAACCAAUCACUCGAGAUGAUAUCCAGCACGAUGCGAGGAGCGAACGAUCAGAAAACGGAACUGCUGGAACUGCAACGGAAGACGCAGGAGAGUAGCGUCAAGCUCAUGGAGCGGAAGAAGGCUAUCGAAGAAGAACUCAGUCUGGUGGAACCGAUACUUCGCGAGGCGAGCGCUGCAGUCGGACAGAUCAAGACGGAAGCCCUGUCGGAGAUACGAUCGCUGCGAGCACCACCGGAAGCGGUUCGUGAUAUCCUGGAGGGUGUACUGCGGUUGAUGGGUAUCCGGGAUACGUCGUGGAACAGCAUGAAGACAUUCCUGGCGAAGCGUGGGGUUAAGGAGGACAUUCGGUCGCUGGAUCCGGUACGAAUCAGUCCGGAAAACUGCGCAUCCGUGGAGAAAUUGCUGCAAACGAAAGCAGAUUCGUACGAGCAGAAAAAUGCAAAGCGAGCUUCGGCGGCAGCUGCACCCCUAGCGGCAUGGGUAAUGGCGAACGUGAAAUAUUCGAAGGUAAUUCAGAGCAUCAAGCCGCUUGAGCGGGAACAAAUGGAGCUGCGGGAGAACUUGGAAAAGGCAGAAUCCGAGAUGAAAUCUCUAUCCAGUGGGUUGGAUAAUGUAAACGGCAAGGUUAAAGAGCUGUCGGAACAGUUGAAUAGCUACACGCAGGAAGCUGCCAUGUUGGAGAUCAAGCUGCAAGAUGCCAAGCAGACGCUACAUUCAGCGGAGGUGCUCGUACAGAGCUUGAGUUCUGAGUAUGUAAGCUGGAGUACGGAACUCGAGGAACUGAACGCAACAAUAGCCAACAUGGACAAGCGAAGCUUCCUGACAGCGUUCUGUAUAACGCACUUGUCGCAUCUAUCUCUAGAUCAACGAAAAAACGUACUGAACAAAAUUGCACAGUUGGUGCGCGAGGAACCAUUCGACCUUGACGAACUCAUCACCAAUCAGGACAAGAUCAUAUGGGAAAGCAUGGGACUGACAGCAGACCAGCAGUAUCGGGAGAAUGCAACCAUUUUGAAUCAAUUUUUGAUGCUACCGUUUGGCGUUACACCGGUCCCUCUACUAGUAGAUCCCACUGAGCUAGGUCAAAAGUGGCUAACGAGUUACCUUCAGUACCUGAACCGAACCUUCGAGCUAACGCACCAAUCUGCGGAACGAUUCGGCUACAUCUUGGAGCUAGCGAUUCGCUUCGGAAAGAUCCUGAUUGUCCGCAACGUCAACUCGAUCGAACCUCCACUGCUAUCCCUGUUCUUCACCCGCAUCCACAGUCGAUUCAACAAGCGUAUGGUUCAGGUCGGCAACAAGCUGAUCGACCUGCACGACGACUUCAAGCUGAUACUGGUAACGCAAAACGAACGCAUAAACCUGGGAGCGGAACUGCAAGCGCACUUUAUGAACCUGAUGUUCACCACAACGGUCGCUGGGCUGACGGAUGUUCUAACCGCGAGGUGGGUGCUGGCGAAGGAUCCGGAGGUCGAGAAGAAGCGUGUGGAUCUACUGCAGGAGGAGGGAAAGCUGAUGAAGGAAAAGCGGAGCUUGCAGAACAAGUUGCUACAGGAGUUGUCUUCGUCGUCUGGAGAUAUCUUGAAGAAUGAUCCGUUGCUGAAUACGCUGAACAGUAUCAAGGCCAGUGCAAGCUCGAUCGAGCAGUCUUUGGGUGAGUUUGUCGGAAUACGGGACCAACUGAUGGAGCACUACGAUCGCCGUAAGGAGUUGUGCAGGCUGGCCUCCAAGUUCUACAUGGGUAUCAAACGGUUCUACAGCAUCAACGUGGCCAAAUUUACGUCGAUAUUUUUGACGGUCAUCGAUAACGAGAAACACUCGAGUGUAGAGGAGCUGUACAAGCUGCUGAUCAGAAGAAUAUUUUCGCUGUUAAGUCGUAGCACGCCAAAGAACGAGCAGAUGAUCCUGGGAUUGAACAUCUGCAAGCAAGCAUUUUCGGAGCAGAUUCCCGAGAAGGAGUGGGAAUCGUUUGUGCUCAACUUUACCAAUGCAGAGCACACCCCGGAUCAGCAGAUUCCUUCCUGGGUUAAGCAGGAGUGCGUUCCGAAGCUGAUCGCUCUGAAGCAGCAACAUCCGGAAUUGUACGCUAAGCUGAACCUGGACAACGUCAACAACUGGGAGAAGUAUAUCGAAUCGAACGACGGGAUUGUCCCAGUUGGCGUCAGUGACUUCCAGUCUAUCCUGGUGGCACAAGUGCUUAGACCGGAUCUGCUGAUCCGAACGAUCACCCGCUCUGUUCAAAACAUCUUGGGUCUUAAAACUCUGUAUAGUACACGUCCCUCCGUCAAGGUCCUUUCCGACGAAAGUGCCUCUGAGGAACCACUUCUGCUGAUAACCGCCUCCGGCAUUGAUCCCUCGGACGAAAUACGAGAAUUCGCCAAGCAAACCAUUGGCCUUUCAAAGUACUCCGAGUUUGCCGUCAGCAAGGGUCAUGAACAGGAGGCACUUAAGCUGAUUACGGAAGCCGCAUCGGCCGGAGGCUGGGCCUGCAUCAAGAACAUCCACACCGUUCCGCACUGGCUACGGCAUCUGGACGAAGAACUCAAGCAGGCAACUCCGGCCGAAGGAUUCCGUCUAUGGCUGACGUCGGAAACCGAUCGCAACCUGUACGAAGUGUUUCUGAAGAAGUGCAACAAGGUUAUGUUCGAGCCACCGUCCGGACUAAAGUACAAGAUGAAGUUAUUGCUGGAACAGCACGGCGGAGCCGCGACUAAGAAGCGAGAUUACAAGUCGAUCAAGCUGUACGUGGGAUUGUUUCUGCUGCAUUCGAUUGUGCAGGAACGACGAUCGUACGUGCCGCAAGGUUGGAGCAAGUGGUACGACUUUUGCGAGUCCGAUCUGCGAACAGCGAUGCAGUUGAUUCGGUAUACGGAGGGAUCGAACACGCUCAAGAUUCACUGGCCACUGAUACAGGGUCUCUGCGAAAAGGUUGGCUACGGAGGUCGCAUCGACAACGAUAACGACUUUGAGAAGCUGGAGCUGUUGCUGCGGGAAUUCUUCGACGAGAAGAUCAUGACGAGCCGGUGGCAGCCGAUGUUCAUGAACGUUAGCUUUCCGAACUCGAAUCAUUUGGAGGACUACUUGAAGGUCGUCGAGCAGCUACCGGACACGGAUACGCCCAAUCUGUACGGAAUACCAGCAUCUACGAACGCUUCUAGGGAUGUCAUCUUUUGUAGGAAUACCUUGAAAGAGCUGCGUCAGAGCUACUUCAGUGGCGGAAGUGUUCAGAACUACGAGAAGCGGAUCAAACCGAUCAUCAAUCUCUGGAACAAGCUGAUGAACGCAACGAUCGCCACCCGCCUCGAUUCGGUCAUCGAUCGCAACCGGAACCGCCACGACCCGUGGAUGAUCUUCGUGCUCUCGGAACUAACUACCGUGCGCAACCUGUACGAAGCGAUCGACGGGUGUCUGCAAACGAUCAAGGGCUCACUCAAGGAGAUCGCGACCAUCUCCGGCAAAGAUCGCACCAUCCUGACGACCAUCUGCGACAACCAGGUGCCGCUGCAGUGGCGGAGGCUUUGGAGCGGGCCGAAGACGGUGAUCGAGUACCUGAAGGCGAUUGGGUUUAAAACGCGCGAAACGGAACUGCUGUACAACAAGGUCGCGGAGGAGAACCCGAUCGUGGAGGUGAACUUUAACAAUCUGUUCAACGUGGAGGCUUUUUUGACGACGCUCAAGAUGGUCAAGUCGCAGGAGCUGGGCGUGUCCACCACGGAGCUGAAGCUGUGUGCGUACUUUGACGAGCGGAAGCGGGAGAAGGCGGUUACGGUGGCGUCGCUGUUGAUCGACGGCGGUUGCCUAACGAACGGCAAGCUGGGAAUCCAGCACGGAACUCCGCAAUCUGGUUCCAACCUUACGGGACCGUUCAUUUUGGACUAUGCUGUGUCAACCGUGGAUCAAAAAUCGAGCGCCAAAAGGGAAGAUCGGUUCGAGAUUGCGCUGUACAACAACAUCUCCCGCGAUGCACUAAUCUGUCAGAUUGCAAUCGAAAUUGGACAAGGACUAAGUCGAGCGCAGCUCGUCGCAGCUGGAAUCGCGCUGAUCGUACCGGAAAGCUACUAAUUCGUUAGGGACAAUUUCUUUCACAAAACACCUAGUCACACCCCAGUUACGGUUUGUCUUACGAUUGUAUUUUUUAGUGAAUUAUUUACAAAGGUUUUUAAGCACCAUUAAACACUACUUUUGAACACA
Messenger RNA from Culex quinquefasciatus (southern house mosquito), 12764 nucleotides. RefSeq names its product cytoplasmic dynein 2 heavy chain 1 (gene btv). Bases 171 to 12635 code for a protein of 4154 amino acids. Gene Ontology annotation, molecular function: minus-end-directed microtubule motor activity; ATP binding; dynein light intermediate chain binding. Gene Ontology annotation, biological process: microtubule-based movement. Lineage: Eukaryota; Metazoa; Arthropoda; Insecta; Diptera; Culicidae. The transcript is spliced from 8 exons. Gene Ontology annotation, cellular component: dynein complex. The record is from RefSeq and is a predicted model, not a curated record.